AUGUCGCCCGCCGCAAUGGUCGAAGAGGCGCCAAUGCAGCUACCCGUCUACUCCAAACCUUCCAGGAUCAGUGCAUCCGUCCUGCAUGGCCCACGGGAUCUACGAUUGGAGCAAAGGAGUAUUUCGGAGCCUUCGACCGGUGAGCUACAGAUCGCCAUCAAGUCCACCGGAAUCUGUGGCUCAGAUGUCUCAUACUACAAAAAGUUCGCCAACGGUGAUCUUUGUGCGUGUAUGCCGCUCUCCCUUGGCCAUGAGUCGUCGGGCGAGGUUGUCGCUCUCGGCCCUGGUGUCAAAGGUUUUGCCAUCGGUGACAGAGUCGCCCUUGAGGUCGGCAUACCUUGUGGCGAAUGCGGUAUCUGCAGGAAAGGCCGCUACAACCUUUGCAAAAAGAUGCGAUUCAGGAGUAGUGCAAAGAGUGUUCCGCAUUUUCAAGGUACACUCCAGGACAGGAUAAAUCACCCGGCAGCUUGGUGCCACAAGCUUCCCGAACAUGUAUCAUUUGAUGCUGCCGCUCUUCUUGAACCGCUUUCUGUUGCCAUUCAUGCUGUCAACCGAGCAUCCCCGGCCCCUGGCUCGACUGCUCUGGUGAUUGGUGCCGGCACUGUCGGCCUCCUCACCGCGGCCAUGGCAAGGCAUUCAGGUUGCACACAAGUCACUAUUACUGAUGUCGAUGCCGGUCGAGUCAACUACGCUAUCAAGAAGGGCUUUGCCACCCACGGCUAUGUCGUCCCGCGAUCCUUCCACACGGGCUCAAGCAAUUCGUCAGUCUAUACCGGAUCUGGCACUUCGACCCCAGCAGAGUCCGGAGUGAUGACCCCGGCCAGCCUCUUCUCCUUCUCUGGCCAGCUGGAGAGUGCAAAGGCCCUCGCGGCAGAGAUACUCUCCCUGACCAAGUCCCCGGCAUACCUGGCCGUGGACGACGAGGACGAGGGCGUGGACCUGGCGUUCGAGUGCACGGGCAAAGAAGUCUGCAUGCACACCAGCCUCUACGCGACAAGACCUGGCGGCAAGGUCAUCAUGGUCGGCAUGGGCACGCCGAUCCAGACGCUGCCCAUGUCGGUCGCUCACCUCAGAGAGGUCGACAUCCUCGGCAUCUUCCGCUACGCCAACACGUACCCUACCGGCAUCCGCAUGCUGUGCUCCGGCCAGCUGCCGAGCCUGGACGACAUGGUGACGCACCGCUUCAAAGGCCUGGGCAGUGCCAAGGGCGCCUUUGAGCUCGCCAGUCGGACUUGUGAUGACGACGGCAAGCUUGUUCUCAAAGUCGUGAUUGAGGCCUAA
Messenger RNA from Thyridium curvatum, 1281 nucleotides. RefSeq lists its product as uncharacterized. Gene Ontology annotation, biological process: D-sorbitol catabolic process. The transcript has 3 exons. Lineage: Eukaryota; Fungi; Ascomycota; Sordariomycetes; Thyridiales; Thyridiaceae. The record is from RefSeq and is a predicted model, not a curated record. Gene Ontology annotation, molecular function: L-iditol 2-dehydrogenase (NAD+) activity; zinc ion binding. The coding region runs from base 1 to 1281 and encodes 426 amino acids.